AUGGCCAAGAUCAAGAUCGGGAUCAAUGGGUUCGGCAGGAUCGGAAGGCUGGUGGCCAGGGUGGCCCUGCAGAGCGACGAUGUCGAGCUCGUCGCCGUGAACGACCCCUUCAUCAGCAUCGAUUACAUGACCUACAUGUUCAAGUAUGACACUGUCCACGGACAGUGGAAGCACCAUGAGCUCAAGGUUAAGGACUCCAAGACCCUUCUCUUUGGUGAGAAGGAGGUUGCUGUGUUUGGCAGCAGGAACCCUGAGGAGAUCCCAUGGGGUUCCGUUGGUGCUGAAUAUGUUGUUGAGUCUACUGGUGUUUUCACUGACAAGGGGAAGGCUGCAGCUCACUUGAAGGGUGGUGCCAAGAAGGUCGUCAUUUCUGCUCCUAGCAAGGAUGCCCCCAUGUUUGUUGUUGGUGUCAACGAGAAGGAAUACAAGUCUGACAUUAACAUUGUCUCCAAUGCUAGCUGCACAACCAACUGCCUUGCUCCUCUUGCUAAGGUCAUCAAUGACAAGUUUGGUAUCGUUGAGGGUCUGAUGACCACUGUUCAUGCCAUCACCGCUACCCAGAAGACUGUUGAUGGUCCCUCAUCUAAGGACUGGAGGGGUGGAAGGGCUGCUAGUUUCAACAUCAUUCCCAGCAGCACUGGAGCUGCUAAGGCUGUUGGCAAAGUGCUUCCUGUCCUUAAUGGAAAGUUGACUGGAAUGUCUUUCCGUGUCCCAACCGUCGAUGUUUCUGUUGUUGAUCUGACUGUUAGGCUUGAGAAGUCUGCUACCUAUGAUGAGAUCAAGGCUGCAGUCAAGGCUGAGGCAGAGGGUAGCCUCAAGGGCAUUCUGGGUUAUGUUGAGGAGGACCUUGUUUCGACCGAUUUCCAGGGUGACAGCAGGUCUAGCAUCUUUGAUGCUAAGGCUGGCAUUGCCUUGAACGGCAACUUUGUGAAACUUGUGUCCUGGUACGACAACGAAUGGGGAUACAGCACCCGCGUGGUCGACCUGAUCCGCCACAUGAACAGCACCAACUAG
Molecule: messenger RNA, 1014 nt
Organism: Miscanthus lutarioriparius
Lineage: Eukaryota; Viridiplantae; Streptophyta; Magnoliopsida; Poales; Poaceae
Source: the annotation of a GenBank genome assembly